This is a messenger RNA of Leishmania braziliensis MHOM/BR/75/M2904, 510 nucleotides long. RefSeq lists its product as hypothetical. NCBI's taxonomy places the organism in Eukaryota, Euglenozoa, Kinetoplastea, Trypanosomatida, Trypanosomatidae. The record is from RefSeq and is a predicted model, not a curated record. The transcript has a single exon. The coding region runs from base 1 to 510 and encodes 169 amino acids.
AUGAGCCGUCUAGCCCGCGCGUUAGCAAAACCCUUUACAGUGCCGGUAGCCAUGUGCGCGAGGCAGAUAGCAGCAAUGGACGAACCGCUGAAGCGGCACAUCGAUGCCUACGAGGCGCGAGGUGAGGACAUCACGAUCGCUGUCUGGCGCGAGUACGUAGACGGACAGCGAGUGCUGCUGCCGUACCGGUGGGCGAAGCUUCGGAAUGAGAUAGCGUACCUGACCUCGGGCGAGAUGGCCAUCACAGACGUGUCUUUCGCUGACUUUCUGCUCAUCGUGCGCUUUCUCACGAAGUGUCUCUUCAUCUUCAUCGUCGCCGUGAUGGUCGGACGCCGCUCCGUCUUUCCUUCGCUGGAGCCGACGUCGCCGUUUGUGGAGGAAAUCGUGAAGAACUGGCAACCGAACCGGCUGCGUGGAAUGGCGGGCGCGGAGUACAUGGCGCGUGAUCAAGCAGCUGCAGCGGCGGCCGUGGCCGCUGAGGAAGCGGGGAGGAAGCGCCCGAUCUCUUAG